Messenger RNA from Pangasianodon hypophthalmus (striped catfish), 1722 nucleotides. Its product is annotated as ras-related protein Rab-35. Gene Ontology annotation, biological process: endocytic recycling. Lineage: Eukaryota; Metazoa; Chordata; Actinopteri; Siluriformes; Pangasiidae. The transcript has 7 exons. Gene Ontology annotation, cellular component: plasma membrane; endosome membrane. Gene Ontology annotation, molecular function: GTP binding; GTPase activity. The coding region runs from base 655 to 1284 and encodes 209 amino acids. The record is from RefSeq and is a predicted model, not a curated record.
GCCCUCUAGCGGUUGUUAGCUUCUUCCUAACUUUACCUCAGACUUCAUUCCUGACGCCGCGCGCGCCGCAGCUCGAGGCUCAGAAACGGGAGAAAAGAAAACUGACGCUUAAAGAAACCACAAACGCAGCGAUCCGUUAAACGGUGAACGUGUGAAAGAGGAGACGCGGUGUGUGUGUGUAAGGAGCCGUAGGAGAGACGCGAGGCUGCAGGAACAGAACAGAAUGGGAACCGUUGUUGCUGUUGCUGUUGUCGUCGUUGUUUUAUUAGAAGAAGAGAUUCUUCCCACAUUGUUGAGAUGAGAUCAUCGGAUCUGGCGUCUCCUUCCGUCUGAGCUUACAGCUGAAUUCCCAAACGCGGAAUUCUCGGGAUAUGGACAAGCGAGCUUCGCGUAAAUCACUGCAGAUCUGUUUUUUAUCUUCAUCAGAAAAGAAAUAACUGUACAGUACGUGUAAAGUUGACUGACCUGUCUCUCUCUCUCACACACACACACACACACACACACACACACACACGCGCGUAUGAACUGGAAUUACAUGGAUUUCUUUAAACUGGAAUGAACUUGGGGGGAAAAAAAUAUUUUAAUGCCUGGAUUAAAACUCGGACGUGAAAGCCGGAAGCUCGUUUAACUCGGAGACGUUUAUCGCUCAGCAGGAUGGCGGGAAAGGACUACAAUCAUCUCUUCAAACUGCUCAUCAUCGGAGACUCCAAUGUUGGGAAAAGCAGUUUACUACUGAGAUUUGCAGACAACUCCUUCUCUGGGAGCUACAUCACCACUAUAGGUGUGGACUUUAAGAUCCGGACGGUGGAGAUCGACGGAGAGAGAGUGAAACUGCAGAUCUGGGACACGGCGGGACAGGAGAGGUUCAGAACCAUCACGUCAACGUAUUACAGGAACACACACGGGGUCAUUAUCGUGUACGACGUGACGAACCCCGAGUCGUUUGUGAACGUGAAGAGGUGGCUGAACGAGAUCUCGCAGAACUGCGAUAACGUGUGUAAAAUAUUAGUUGGGAAUAAGAACGACGAUCCGUCUAAGAAGCAGGUGGACACUCAGGACGCUCAGAGGUUUGGGGAGACGGUUGGAGUUCGAGUGUUCGAGACCAGCGCUAAAGAAAACAUCAACGUGGAAGAGAUGUUCAUGGCGUUUACCCACAUGGUCCUGCGGGCGAAGAAACAGAGUCAGAGCCGAGCGGAGAGAGAGCGAGAGAGAGAGAAGGACACGGUUCACAUCAACGCUCACCGCGACCGCGACAGGAGGAAGAGAGGAAAGAAAUGCUGCUGAGAACCGAGAGAGAAAUGAACGCUGAGGAACCGGCUGAGGAACCGCGGCUCUCCGCCACACGUUACCUUUCACAUUAUGUUUAUGCGUGACUUUGCACUGAUGAGAGGAACUGGAACUGGAACUGGAACCUGGAACUGAAACUGGAACUGGAAGCCACUAUAAAGUACCCGAAUGGUGUUUUUUUUUUUUGUUUGUUUGUUUUUUUUUUUUUACAAACAUCUCAGUAUAAUUUUAUGACUAAAAUGCAGUCGGUGGUAUUACACUGUUAUUACACUGUUAUUACAAACCUAAUCAAAGAGCCAUUAACAGAGCUGAUGUGAUUCGUCAAUACGUUUAUGUCCAAUUAAAAAAAUAAAUAAAUAAAUAAGUAUUGAUGAGCCAAGUCAUGCGUCCAAAUUAAUCAUUAGCAAUAAAUUACUGUUUUAAAAAUGCACUAUA